AAUUACUGUAACUUAGCAACAGGCAAAACCUGAUUGAACUAAAUGCUUAAAAACAUCUGAAUGUUAUUACAUUUUUCACACAAAGGAAAAGAUGAAAACUUCUGAAACUCCGUACCGUGAGGUGUUGAAGCGAAAUCUGGAAGAGUUUACAGCCGAGAUGAAGAAGGAAGAAGAGGAGACUGAAGGUGAAGGCGAAGAACUGCUCACCUGUUCCGGUCAGGAUGAUUCAGGUGACAGUGGGAGCACAACUUCUGACAUGUUACCUCAAACCAGCAGCUCUUCAGUUCCCCCUUCAGCCCUCAACACGCCUGUGGAUUUCUGUGUUCACAUACAAUCUGUUACCUCUCGUGUGAACCUUGUCUGCGAGUUAGACCUUAAGCACAUCUGCAACAACACCUGGAACGCGGAGUACAGCUCACAGGUGUUGACUCUGCAGCUCCGUAGGCCCAGGGCCACAGCGAGGAUCUUCAGAAACGGGAAGCUUAUUUGCAUGGGAGCCCAGAGUGUUGAAGAUUCUCACUUAGCAGCCCGGAGGUUCGCCCGGAUUGUGCAGAAGCACGGCUUCAACGUUCGCUUCCACAAUUUUAGAAUCUCAAACAUGGUGGCUACUAGCAGCUUCUUUCCAGUGAGUUUGGAUCAACUUCACAACGCCCACAGAGAGCACAGCAGAUUUCUCCACAGCCAUGAUCAGGGGAUUUCUAAUUGUCUGAAGUUUAAGAUGGACAUGGGAAUUACUGCAAAAAUCUUUCCCACUGGGAAUGCAAUCCUGCUUGGAGCUAAAAGUCUAACUGAUCUCCAUGAAGCAGUCAAGACCCUCUUCAACAUCCUGAGUUCCUUCAUGACGUUUUAAUGCCUGGAAGGCAAAAGUCUUCAGUUUCAAGUUAAAUGAACAUGUUUCAGUUUUAACAGUGAAGUGACUUCAGCUUUUAUUAAAAGGCAAAGUUUAAAAGGUAGAUUAAACCAUUGUUUUUCUUA
This is a messenger RNA of Nothobranchius furzeri (turquoise killifish), 975 nucleotides long. RefSeq names its product TATA-box-binding protein. The record is from RefSeq and is a predicted model, not a curated record. Gene Ontology annotation, biological process: DNA-templated transcription initiation. NCBI's taxonomy places the organism in Eukaryota, Metazoa, Chordata, Actinopteri, Cyprinodontiformes, Nothobranchiidae. Gene Ontology annotation, molecular function: RNA polymerase II general transcription initiation factor activity; DNA binding.